GCGAUGGUUUAGGCCGGCUGGGUAGUUCAGGCUUUGGAGUUUGAACCACUGACUUCUCCAGCCGGCAGGGGCGUGAUCCGGGGCUGCAGCGAGGGCGAGUGAAGCGCAGAGCUGAAACCAUGGUUCAACAGGUGCUCUACCGGGCGCUGGUCUCCACCAAGUGGCUGGCAGAGUCAGUCCGGUCUGGGAAGCUGGGGCCUGGCCUGCGGGUACUCGAUGGAUCCUGGUAUCCACCAGGCACCCGGGAUGCGCACAAGGAGUACCUAGAGCGCCACGUGCCUGGUGCCUCCUUCUUUGAUAUAGAGGAGUGCAAGGAUAAGUCCUCACCCUACGAGGUGAUGCUGCCCAGCCAGGAGGUCUUUGCAGACUACGUGGGCCACCUGGGCAUCAGCAAUAACACCCACGUGGUGGUGUAUGAUGGUGACGAUCUGGGAAGUUACUAUGCACCUCGGGUUUGGUGGAUGUUCCGCCUGUUCGGCCACCGCAUGGUGUCGGUGCUCAAUGGUGGCUUCAGGAACUGGAUGAAGGAGGGCCACCCCGUGACGUCUGAGCCCUCUCGGCCAGAGCCGGCAGUCUUCAAAGCCACAUUUGACCGCUCUCUGCUCAAGACCUAUGAGCAGGUGCUGGAGAACCUUGAGUCUAGGAGGUUCCAGCUGGUGGAUUCACGGCCCCAAGGGCGGUACUUGGGCACCGAGCCGGAGCCAGAUGUCGUAGGACUGGAUUCAGGCCACAUCCGAGGCUCAGUCAACAUGCCGUUCAUGGACUUCCUGACCGAGGACGGCUUCGAGAAGAGCCCAGAAACGCUCCGAGCUAUGUUCGAGGCCAAGAAGGUUGACCUCGCAAAGCCCCUCAUUGCCACGUGCCGGAAGGGCGUCACUGCCUGCCACAUUGCCCUGGCCGCCUACCUCUGUGGCAAGCCCGAUGUGGCCAUCUACGACGGCUCCUGGUUCGAGUGGUUCUACCGGGCACCGCCCGACACCAUUGUGUCCCAGUGUAAGGGCGAGAAGGCCUGAGCACUGCGCUUCCCCUCCACCCGUCCACCUGCCCAUAACCCAGCCAGGCCAGUGACUGGCGUGACCUGCGGCUCGUUCCUGCCUCUUCAGGGAGACUAACAAGGUUUAGAAUUGCUGGGUGACGCUCUCCUUCCCCCACCAACACUGGAAUAAAUGUGGCUUUCUCUGA
Artibeus jamaicensis (Jamaican fruit-eating bat) is the source of this 1182-nucleotide messenger RNA. RefSeq names its product thiosulfate sulfurtransferase (gene TST). Gene Ontology annotation, molecular function: thiosulfate-cyanide sulfurtransferase activity. Bases 120 to 1013 code for a protein of 297 amino acids. The transcript has 3 exons. Lineage: Eukaryota; Metazoa; Chordata; Mammalia; Chiroptera; Phyllostomidae. Gene Ontology annotation, cellular component: mitochondrion. The record is from RefSeq and is a predicted model, not a curated record. Gene Ontology annotation, biological process: transsulfuration.